UGCCGAGGCUUGGCGAUCGCGCCGCCGUCUCUGCCGGACCUCGGCAUUCCCGGAGCUGCUGGGUGCCCUCGUCGUCGCCGCCGCCGUGCCUCCUGAGCCGCCGUCAGGCUCCGAGGUAGGUCCGAACCGGGCCGUCUGUGCUGGACUAGACUUAAGGAAGCUGGGGUGGCCGUGGCUCUGAGGGUCUAAGAGGAGGAGGAGGAGGAGGAGGAGGCAAGGGCCGCAUAGAGCGAUCGAGCGAGGGAUCGGGCGCGCGCCGCGGGCCGCAGCCUUGGGGAGGAGGACAAGGAGCCCUUAGCAGCGUCUCGGGGCCGGUCCCUCUGUCGCGGGCAGAAUGUCCAAGAGAAAGGAGGAUGAUUUCCCUCCGGCCACAGAGCAGAAAAGAGCCAGGCCCGGGUCGGACGUUGAUGAUGAUGAUGAUGAUGAUGGUGGCGGUGAUCUCGAUGUCGAUGACGUCGAUGUAGAUGGUGUGGAUGUGGAUGUGGGUGAGGAUGAGGAUGAGGAUGAGGAUGAGGAUGAGGAUGGUGAUGGUGAGGAGGACGAUGAUGAGGAUGGUGAUUCGGAUGAGGAGCUGGAGGACUUCCCCCAGGACUUGUUUCUUGAAAAUCCCACUCAGAAAGUGCCGAGGGAAUUUGGGAUCAUUGAGAGCAUCCAGCUUGAGAACUUUAUGUGCCAUGCCAUGCUGGGACCUGUGAAAUUUGGCUCAAAUGUCAAUUUUGUGGUGGGCUACAGCGGGAAGAGCACACUGUUAACAGCUCUCAUCAUUGGUCUGGGUGGGAAAUCGCUAGGGACGUCUUUCAAAGACUUUGUGAAAGACGGAGAGGAUUCAGCCAACAUCUCCAUCAAAUUAAGGAACAGGGGAGGGAAUGCUUUUAAAGCUGAGGUUUACGGGGACUCCAUAACUGUGCACCAGCACAUCAGUAUAGACGGGAGUCCGAGUUACCAACUCAAAGACCAAGCAGGAAACCUGGUUUCUUCCAAGAAAGCUGAGCUUACUGCCAUUCUUGACCAUUUUAAAAUACGGGUGGAUAAUCCCGUGGCCAUUUUACCACAAGAGAUGGGCAGGCAGUUAUUGCGGACCAGAAAUGAGGGAGAAAAAUACAAAUUCUUUCUGAAAGCUACAGAGCUUGAACAAAUGAAACAAGAGUACUCCGAAAUUAUGGAGAGAAAGGCCAGAAGCCAGCAUCAGAUACAACAAGGAGAAGAGCAGCUUCUGGAGCUGAAACGGCAGGGGGUAGAGAUAGAGGAGCAUUUUCAGACUAUGGUUACCUUGGGGAACAUGUUAGAGGACAUGAAAAAUGAGAUGACUUGGGCAGUGGUGUGUGAAACUGAGAGACAGUUGGAUGAUAUGAUAAAUAACAUCAAUGUUGGAGACCAGUGUACUAUCAUCUUAAAUCAGGAACUGGAGGCUUCAAAGAUCAUAUUUAAUGAAGCCUUUAAGAGGUAUACCACUAUUCAUGAGAAUGUGCAAAAGUUAAGUGAGGAAGCCACUACAUUAGAGCCUAAAUGCAUUCAAGCCAAAGAAGAUGCCAUGAGAACAUUCAGGGCCUAUAGUCUAGCAAAGGCUUUCUAUAAUUCUUCCCACAAUGAAUAUGUGAGAUUAGAAAAAGUUGCAGAACAGCAUCAGAACAAAAUCGACAUCCUGAAAUCAACUCUGGAAGUAGCAGAGUUGGAAAAACAGAACAAAAUUUCCAUGCUGAAGGAAAAGAUUAGGAACUUUAAGGAUCAAGAAGAUUCACUUGUUGAAGAAAUAAAACAUCUUCAUCAAGCUAUAGAGAAAGAUGACAAAGAGCAUUCUCGAGUCAGGGAUGAUGUGUCAUAUGUGCAGCAAAUACUGAAUGAUGACCAACAGCAGCUAGCGAGGUGGAAAGACUGUAGGUCUGAGCCACUCAAACUAUACGGAGCUCAGAUUCCACCCCUUGUUGCAGCAAUAGAAGAUGCCCAUAGACAAGGGCACUUUGCUUACAAACCUAUAGGUCCACUGGGAGCUUACCUCCGUCUCAGAGACCCUGCCUAUGCUUUGGCUGUCGAGUGCUGCUUAAAGGGCCUGCUUCUUACCUUUUUUUGUGACAACCACAAGGAUUCACAGAUCCUUCGGGAGCUGAUAAAAAGGUUUUAUCCACUGGGCACUCCACGACCACAAAUAAUCGUGUCACCCUUUGACUGUGAGUUGUAUGAUGUAACAGACAGAGCCCCCUAUCACCCAGAAUUUCCAACAGCUCUCACGGUUUUAGAAAUAGAUGACGCAGUGGUAGCCAAUACUUUGGUUGACAUGACAGGCAUAGAGUCAGUGCUGCUUAUUAAAAAUAAUGCUGUGGCUCGUAAAUUGGUAAUUCCUCAUGGGCCCCCCAAGAACUGUACCAAAGUUUUAACUGCCUGUGGUGAUGAAGUAUAUCAGGGACGCUAUUACUCAUGUGAUGAAUCGAGACCUACUUACUUAGGUGACAUAGAAAUACAAAUAAGCAAUUUGGAGAAAGAUGUGGAAAAUAAAAAGGCACGGUUGUCUGCAUGUAAGCAACAUGCGAGUUCACUUGAAAAGGCUAUCAGAAAGAACAGAGAAACUAUUGAUAGUCAUUAUCAACAUUUAAAAGAAAUAAAGAUUAAUGUAAUAAACAUCACUUCCCAAAUAAGAAAUCUUGAGGAUGAAGAAGAUAGCCGAUCUAUAAAUCUCUCAGUUCUGGAAGAUGAAGCUCAGGAAAUUGAAGAAGAGUUGAAAGAGGUGAGGGAAAAGUUGCUAACUCGAAAGGAAGAGAUGGAGAAUUUGAGGAAACCCAAAAUUGAAGCUGAACAGAGACAUGAAGAAUUGAAACUGAGAUGCAGUCAGGUUUCAGAAUUAAUGGAAUCCCUCAUGGAGGAACAAAACCAGACUGUUUUUGAAGUGGAAACCAAACACCAAUCCAUGAUGCAUUAUGACAGUAGGCUUAAGGAACAUCUGGAUUCCCUCCAAUUGAAAAAAGAAGAGAUGGCUAUGAAAGAGAGAGAACUUGAGAGGGAGACGGCUCAGGCCAGAUGCAUCUGCCCUGAGCGGAAAGAAGUUAGAAAAAGUGCCUCUGUCCUCAACAGAGAAAUCAAUGCCUUAAGAGAGCGAAUUGAUUCACAAAACUAUACUCACAGAAAGCGAGAAGAUGUGAUGAAGCAGUACCAAGAAGCAAAAGAAAGAUAUCUGGAUCUGGAUAGUAAAGUAAAGAAUUUGAAAAAGCUUAUUAAAACACUGGAUAAAGUAUCAACACAGAGAUAUGAAACCUACCAGAAAGGCAAAAAGAAUCUUUCUUUACAAUGCAAGGUGUACUUCAACAACUUAAUUUCUCGGUGGUCCUUCUGUGGGGAAAUGCGCUUUGAUCAUAAGAAUGAGACUCUUUCUAUAACAGUUCAGCCUAGAGAUUCUCCCUACAAUGACUUGCCGGACAUAUCUGGAGGUAGACAGUCUUUUUCAAACUUUAUAUUAAUUCUUACUUUGUGGGCCGUCACAAAAUCACCCUUCAGAUGCCUAGACGCGAUUGAUGUCUACAUGGACUGGGAGAGAAGAAAAAUUGCCAUGGAGAUGAUCCUCGGGAUAGCGUGUUCCCAGCAAGGGCACCAGUACAUCCUGCUCACUCCACAGUACUCUCUUCCCCCAAAUCCACUAAUCGAAAUACACCAGAUGCCAGACCUUGAUGAGGCAACCCAGCCUUCCAAAGCAGCCAAUCCAGAAGAAGAAGAAGCCUAAAUUUUUAAUUAAUGCUAUUGUGUUGUCUGCGCGUUGUGUUGUUUUGUAUUUUUGUUUCUCAAAGCAUCUGCAGUGUAAAUGUGCAAAAUGUCCUGACUUUGAAAAAAAAUGAAUGAUUAAGUGCAUCUCAGAUAGGCAUAUUCAAGAUGGCAGAGGAGCAGGAACCACUAGGCCUCCUCCACAAAGAUCUAGAUUCUGACCAGGAAAUCCAUGAAAAAAAAUGCCAGCACCCAACAGCCGAAAGAGAAAGACAGAGAUUUGUGGACAUUGGGAAUGGGAGGGACUUGGCCAAGAGCAUUAUAUCACCCAGGGACUGAAUGAGAGCCAAGACUGGGCACUUGGGUGGGAAAGAAUGAGUUUGUUUCCUGUGACAUAAGUGACUCCAUGUUUAAUUAGGCCGCCUUUUGCAUUUAAGCAUCUUGAUGUCAGUUUUUCCUAACUUGUUUUUCAAUAUUAUAUAUAUGUAUGGUAUAUGUUGUAAAGAACAUGGGUGUUCAUAAACUUCUGCUAAACAUGGGAUAUAUGAUAGCCCACCAAUGGGAAAUUUGUUAAGCAACCUCACUGUUAGCUUAUGUGAUCGGGUACAAAUGAAAUUAAUUGGUUAAAAAAUGAGUUCCCAGCCACCACUCAGAACUUGGGUGUAACUAGCUAAUGCUCCUAGCUAGGGCUCUGAGAAACCCACAAUCUUCACCCUGCUCUUUGGCUGAGACUGAGCAUGGCUCCUGUGUUCCCCACGCUUGAGACUCAAGCAUCCACAUCAUGUUUCCUUGAAAACAUUCCUUGAUUGACUGACAGCGAUUUACAGACUUUGCAGCCAACCAUCUCGUUGGGAGACAGACCACUUCCAGCGGGGCAGAGAGAAGCAACUUUGACAUCGAGUACCAGUUCGAGACAUGGAGUACCAGUUUGAGACAUCUUGCUGACAAGCCCUAGGAAAUCAGAUGUGCAAAUGCUGUGAUUUCAUCACUGAUGACUUCAUGACUCUGCUGCUGCUCAUCGUUGCUUAUCUCAUCACUCGUCCCAUCCUGUGGAUCAUCUCAGAGGACCUUCUUGCUGCCCCUUGCAAACAAAAAUGACUUCAUUAUCUGUUUGGUUGGUUGAUAUCCAGUUGUUCUUGUAAAUCGCAGUCAUGACAAGUAGGAUGCACAAGGAUUCAAAACAUUACCAAUGUGGCUGUGGAGAACGCCACUUACUUAGACACCCCAUUGGAAAUAUAACCUUUGGGUUUGUCAGAGACACAAGAAAACCUUACCAAGAUGCAACAGUAAUUGCUUAAGUCUCACCGGGUGGUGGUACAGGUAGUCAAAGACUAUGUAGCCACGUCUAGCUUAAAGAAGGACAAAUGAUGGAAGGACAUGAUAGUGAUCAUCAGACAAAAAAAGUCACAGGGUGUUGGCUUGAGUGGGAAGAGAUCAAGAGACCUUGAAAGACAGUUCUCUUAUAAAAAUUCCUGGCUUGGUCUGCAAAGGACUUGACAAGAUAGAACACGCAACAUAUAUAAAGACCUAUCAGAAUGUGUUAAGGACAUUUUAAAGUGUUAAUGAUAAAUGUAAUAAUGAUUCUUGUGUAUACCCUAUAUUCUAAUCCUAAGUGAUGUUUGAUUUUUCGGCAAUUGCUAUUUGGAGUGUAUUAAUGUUAAUUGUGAUACUGCUUAUAGUCUGUCCUAGAUGGCUGUAGGGAUAGCCAGCAGCCAGAGGGGGAAAUGUAGUGGUGUUUUGUUGUUUUGAUAUUUACCUGACUCCAUUAUUUAUAAGGUCACUAUUUUGUGAUGAAGUGUUCUUUUGUCUGUUUUCAUAGCUUCUCUUUCAUUAAGAGAAGCAUAUUGUGGAAUAUAUUGUGGAACAACAUGUGUGUUCAUGAAUUGAUAAAUAUAUGUAACCCCCAUAUAAGACAGCCCACCAAGGGGAAAAUUGGGUAAACAACUUCACUGUUAGCUUAUGUUAUUAGCUACCAGCCAAAUUAAUUAGUAAACAAAUGAGGUCACCAGCUGCUAAUCAGAAUUUGGGUGUAACUAGCUAUAGCUAGUUCUACAGCUAGAAUUAUAAAAAAACCGCUGGAGCUCUUAGCCCAUAGCCUACUCCUGGGUUGAAACUGAGCCUUCUUACCUGUGUUCUCCAGACUUGAGCAUCCCACCCUGCCCUUACCCAUAUCAACUGAGGACAAUGUCAGGAUAUUGAAGUGUUUUUUCUUACUUUAUUAUUCUUGCUUCCCCUCCCCCACAAUAUGGCUUACUUGAAAAUGUGUUGCCUGACCAUGUAUGUGUAAUGGGUAUUUUAUUUGUUUCCUCUCAGUGGGUGGGGGAGGGCAUGGAGGGGAGGAGGGAGGGAGGGAUAAAAUUUGGA
Molecule: messenger RNA, 6048 nt
Organism: Dromiciops gliroides (monito del monte)
Lineage: Eukaryota; Metazoa; Chordata; Mammalia; Microbiotheria; Microbiotheriidae
Product: structural maintenance of chromosomes protein 6-like
Exons: 2
Coding region: 335-3706 (1123 amino acids)
Biological process (GO): double-strand break repair via homologous recombination
Cellular component (GO): nucleus; Smc5-Smc6 complex; site of double-strand break
Molecular function (GO): single-stranded DNA binding; damaged DNA binding
Source: RefSeq, a predicted model, not a curated record